Odocoileus virginianus texanus is the source of this 957-nucleotide messenger RNA. NCBI's taxonomy places the organism in Eukaryota, Metazoa, Chordata, Mammalia, Artiodactyla, Cervidae. The record is from RefSeq and is a predicted model, not a curated record.
AUGCCUCAGCAUCCAGAGAGCCCAUGAUGCUCCCAUGAUCAAUGCUUUCAGACCUGCAUCAAAUCCCAGUCCCUGGAGGUUUCACAGGUCUCCAAGGUGCUAGAGGAGACCCAUCUCCCCUCCUAUCUUCUAAUGCCUGGCCAUUUGAAGGAGUAUCCUGGUGCUGGUAUUCCCAGUACUCCUGAAGGUUGUCAGAAUUUCUGUGCAUCUUCCACUGCCCUUACAGCCAUCUCAUCCAUCAAAUCAGAAGAGGGCUACAUGAUCCGGGAAGAAGAGAGUAGUCCAGGCACUUCGCUGGCUCUGCUAGACCCCAGGAGUGUGCCUAUAUAUGCUCUAGAUGAGGAAAUGAAUUUGCUGGUGAAUUUCCUGCUGCUUAAGUAUCAAGUGAAAGAGCCGAUAACAAAGGCAGAUACGUUGAAUAUUAUCAUCAACAAGUGUGAAGUCCACUUCCUUGAGAUCUUCUUGAGAGCCUCUGAAUGCAUGGAGAUGCUCUUUGGCCUUGAUCUGAUGGAAGUGGAUCAUACCAAUCACUGCUAUUGCCUCCUCAUCAAAUUGGGCCUCACCUAUGAUGAGAUAAAGCACAGUGAAGGGAGCCUGCCCAAAUCUGGCAUCCUGAUACUUAUCCUGAGUGUGAUCUUCAUGAAGGGCAACUGUGCCACCGAAGACAGAGCCUGGGAAGUUCUUAAUGUGACUGCAAUAUAUUCUUGGAUGAAUCACUUCAUCUUUGGGGAGCCCAGGAAUCUCAUCACUGAAGAUCUUGUGAAGGAAAAAUAUCUGGAAUACUGGCAGGUGACCAACACUGAUCCUGCAGGAUUUGAGUUCCUGUUGAUCCCCAGAGCUCAUGCUAAAACCACCAAGAUUAAAGUCCUGGAGUUUCUGGCCAAAGUUAAUAGGACUGACCCAAGUUCUUUCACAUCUCAGUGUGAGGAUGCUCUGCAAGAUGAAGAGAGAGCCUGA